AUGAACAAGGUUCUAGGGUCCAGUGUUUCAGUCCCUCUGGAACCACUACUUUGGUUCACCAAGUUUAGCAAGACUCUAGGGUCUACCAUUGCUUUUGCAAAUAACAAGCGUUUUAACCAGCAAUUGCCAGCCAAAGAGACACCAUCAGUUGCAGACUGUGAAAUCAUCAGGGAUUUAACUAAGUUGGUUUCCAGCUUCUCGGGUGCUACAACAAAUGAAGGGAAUGUUAUGUACGCUAGAUGGGAAAGCGAGUUAAUGAAUUUUUUUAAUAUGUACAAAGACGAGAACUUAAACGAUAAAUAUAAAGUGGAAUUAGCAAGCUUAACUUUGAGAGAAAGUGCUUUAGGUUAUUUUAGAGAAAUUGAAUCUUCAGUUAGCUCUGUUGAACAAUUAGUUGGUUUAAUGGGUAAAAGAUUGGAUACUAGAUUAAAUAAGCUACAGGUUUAUUUAAAAUUACAAGCUUUGUAUUCCAUUUCAGAUUUCAAAGAGCUUGCCAAAGCUAUCACUGAAGUAGAAAACAAGGCUCCUCCAGGAUUUCCUCAUUGUUUUUACAUUGCUACAUUUUUAGUUGCAUCACCACCUGAAAUUAGAAGUUUUAUGUCAGCUGAUAAUAUUGAUUUGACUUCAUCGUGGCGUACUUGUUUAAAUAGAGCUAGAUGCUAUGCCAGUAACUUAGGUAUAUCAAAUAGUAUGGUAUCAAAUACAGGUAGAACUUAUCACAACUUUCUAGCAAAAUUGGUGAGAAAUAGUCAUAACAAUAAAGAUGAUUCUUAG
Arxiozyma heterogenica is the source of this 774-nucleotide messenger RNA. RefSeq lists its product as uncharacterized. Bases 1 to 774 code for a protein of 257 amino acids. The transcript has 2 exons. Lineage: Eukaryota; Fungi; Ascomycota; Saccharomycetes; Saccharomycetales; Saccharomycetaceae. The record is from RefSeq and is a predicted model, not a curated record.